GGCUAUGUGACGUUAUCCAGACCUGAUAAGCCAUUAAUGUCCCAAACCCCUGUCCAGUCAACUGAGUCGAUAAAUUCUAGAAUAACCUCUGAGGUCUCUAGAGCAUAUAGCACCCUGAAAGCUGAUUAUGUUUCACCAAAUACUGCUGGUGCAACACCAGUGCCACUUCUUAAAUCGUAUCAGCCCCACUCUCAUGCACCCUCUCCAGGUGUUGCACAGGAGAGACUAGAAGUUCCUUCUAGAAUAUUUAACAGGCCAAUGCUUACAACCUUGAAGAGUGUCCCAAAACACUACUUCACCACAACCAUCAACAAUUUCAAGCCCAUCAUUUAAUCCUUCAAGGAAAUAUCCACCAGUGCCACCAAAGCCAAUUAAUGCAUUGACUUCAUCAAUAUUCAACAGACAGGUGCACCUUUCUAAAGGGGAUUCAUCUAGUGCUGAAGCGAGAUUCAGUCCAUCUCUAACAGUAUCCAACAAUUCAGAUAUCACUUCAACAAAAUGUCUAUCUGCUAAAAAAACAGAUAUGGCACUGAGGAAGGCAUUGGAUUCUUCAAUGGCAAGGCUAUCCAUUGCUCCACCAACGAUGCCAAAGACAUCUUUGUACACUACCACAGAAAUGACUUCUGUCACUCAACCCAAACCAGCCACAUCUGACCAUAUGGGAGCAUCUUCAAAUUUAAGUUCAUUUAAUGUUUUAGUUGAAGCUGACACGCCCUCCAGGAAAAUUCAAGCUAAUGUGAAACCAGUCAUAAAAACCAACACAACAGGUGGAGCCCAAUAUUCACAAACUCAUGAAGAUUUUGAUUUCUUUUGUCAACCACUAAAGGCAAACAACUCUACAGCUACAAAACCUCAGCCAGCCACCACUAUUCCUUCCGUAUCACCUGGGAAAUCAUCGCUGGAAAAAAAAACACCAGAAAUUUGUCUCACCAAUAUCUGGAAGCACUGCAGUCUGGAAAGUAAAUGCCCUAACAUGCACUACUACUUACCGUAUCGCUGGCAGGUGUUCAAUGGAAGGGAUUGGGAUGACCUCCCUAAUAUGGAGGAUAUCGAAAAGGCUUACAGCGAUCCAAAGAUUGACAGGUACCGAGUGCUGAUCAACUUUCAGACCAUGAUAUCUGGUACCCAGGCAGUCCGCAGGCUUACCACCCCGUCAUCUGUGACCCAGCCCCCUGAAUACGUACUGACCACUGAGUGGUGUUGGUACUGGAAGAAUGAGUCUAGUACCUGGACUGAAUAUGGGCAACCGAACACAGAGAACAUGAAUGCUACCAUUCAAUCAUCAGAUCUGGAGUCAAUCUACUUGGCCGACCCCACUGGAACGAUUCCUUUUACUGCUGGAGACCAGACCUACAUUAUUGACUGCCAAGACAUGAAGCAAAGAAACAUAUAUUUUACGACCGAGAAAGAAGUGCGUCGGAGACCCAAAUUCCUUGAUUUCCAGAAUGUGAAGAUGUUGAGAGGAAGGUAA
Staurois parvus is the source of this 1471-nucleotide messenger RNA. Lineage: Eukaryota; Metazoa; Chordata; Amphibia; Anura; Ranidae. The record is from the annotation of a GenBank genome assembly.